Molecule: messenger RNA, 948 nt
Organism: Corticium candelabrum
Lineage: Eukaryota; Metazoa; Porifera; Homoscleromorpha; Homosclerophorida; Plakinidae
Exons: 1
Coding region: 13-897 (294 amino acids)
Source: RefSeq, a predicted model, not a curated record
GCUAGCGCAAGGAUGAACACCUCUAAGCUUUCUCGCUGGAUGACGUUUCUUAACGAGCGUGCUCCACCUAUAGCGUUUUUUCUUCUCUCAGCUGGUCCUGUCAUAUCCAGCCAAUAUAUUUUUAUUGAUCGUUUGUCGUCUUUUCUCGUUUUCUGGACGCUUCCCGCUCAACUGCUUAUUCUACUCACUCUACGCAUUAUGGAUGACGUCAAAGACUACGAUAAAGACGUCGUUGUGCAUCCAGACCGCCCGCUACCGCGCAAACUGCUUCAAAAGAGUGAAGUUGAGUUGGUCAUCCGGGUUACCAUGGCGGCUCUUUUGAUGUACAGUGUGGUGAUGGUGUGGGGGCUGGGAUGGUCAGCGGCUGUAUGGUUUGCUGCUGAGUUGGUGUAUAGUCUACUUAUGUAUAUAGAGUUUGGAAUCGGAGAGACGCUGGAUACGAGUCCGAUUGUGUAUGCGAUUACACAUCAAUUGUUUAUUUAUGUCGGAGCGUUUUUUCUUGCGGCGGCAGCUGGAAUCAGUCAGCCGUUUAUGCAUUACAAAACGUGGCAGAUUGGGCAUCUUGGCCUUUCGGGAUUCUUCACGUUUGAAAUCUGUAGGAAAUUGGAUCCCGACUUACCGAAGUUGAAGGGAACGUAUCUGAUUGUGUAUGGAAGGUGGAAGACUCUGGUGAUGACGGGAUGUACCGUCGCGUUUGGGAUUUACUCGUCGUUUAACUUGGGGUUGAGUCAUGUGCUGUGGCCGAUUGAGUUUGGUUUUCUUGGACUGUUGACGGUUCACUUUGUUGUGCCGUUGGGAAAAGGAAGUGUGAGGAAAAGGCAUAAGCUGCUUGAAGGGUUGGCGUUUCUUUACGUGUUGCUUCAUCUGUGGGGGCCUGCGAUCAUAUCUAGACACUAAUGCCCAUGCAGGCACACAGCAAUGUGGAGCAAUAAACAGUUCUAGUUGUAA